This is a messenger RNA of Nipponia nippon (crested ibis), 3128 nucleotides long. NCBI's taxonomy places the organism in Eukaryota, Metazoa, Chordata, Aves, Pelecaniformes, Threskiornithidae. The record is from RefSeq and is a predicted model, not a curated record.
AUGCUCAAGAUGCUGCCGUUCAAGCUGCUGCUGGUGGCCGUGGUCCUGUGCUUCUUCGAGGGGGAUGCCAAGUUUGGGGAGAGCGGCGCCCGGAGGAGAAGGUGCCUCAACGGGACCCCGCCGAGGCGGCUGAAGAAGCGGGACCGGCGGGUGCUGUCCCCGGAGACGGUGCCGGUGUACCAAAACUUCGUCAUCUCCAGCCUCCUCGGGGCCCGUGCAUCGCUCACGGUUACGCCUGUCAGCUGCAGAAGACCCCCGAAGUUCCCGCUUUGGGACCCCGGUCUGACGGUGCUCGCUGGCGACCGGUUUCUCGCACAAGGUGCGAUACUUUCUGUUACCAACAACACAGAAUGUGCGAAGCUACUGGAGGAAAUCAAAUGUGCACACUGCUCACCUCACGCUCAGAACCUAUUCCACUCACCUGAGAAAGGGGAAACACCUGAAAGAGAACUAACUCUUCCCUACCUGUGCAAAGACUAUUGUAAAGAAUUCUAUUAUACUUGCAGAGGUCACAUACCAGGUUUUCUCCAAACUACAGCUGAUGAGUUUUGCUUUUACUAUGCAAGAAAAGAUGGUGGUGUAUGCUUUCCAGAUUUUCCAAGAAAACAAGUGCGAGGGCCAGCUUCUAACUCCCUGGACCACAUGGAAGAAUAUGACAAAGAGGAAGAGAUCAGCAGAAAACACAAGCACAACUGCUUCUGUAUUCAGGAGGUUGUGAGUGGACUAAGGCAGCCUGUUGGAGCAGUACAUUGUGGGGAUGGAUCCCAUCGCCUCUUUAUUCUUGAGAAAGAAGGAUAUGUGAAGAUUUUCAGUCCUGAAGGAGACAUACUCAAGGAACCUUUUUUGGAUAUACACAAGCUUGUUCAAAGUGGAAUAAAGGGAGGAGAUGAAAGAGGACUGUUAAGCCUUGCAUUCCAUCCCAAUUACAAGAAAAAUGGAAAGCUGUAUGUGUCUUAUACCACCAACCAAGAACGGUGGGCUAUUGGACCUCAUGACCACAUCCUUAGGGUCGUAGAAUACACAGUAUCCAGGAAAAAUCCACACCAAGUUGAUAUGAGAACAGCAAGAGUAUUUUUAGAAGUAGCAGAACUACAUCGAAAACACCUAGGAGGACAGCUUCUGUUUGGCCCAGAUGGUUUCCUAUACAUUUUUCUUGGAGAUGGCAUGAUCACUCUAGAUGACAUGGAGGAGAUGGAUGGUUUAAGUGAUUUUACAGGUUCUGUAUUGCGCCUCGACGUAAAUACUGACCUGUGCAAUGUCCCUUAUUCCAUACCACGGAGCAACCCACAUUUUAAUAGCACAAACCAACCUCCUGAGAUUUUUGCACAUGGACUCCACAAUCCAGGCCGAUGUGCUGUGGACCGCCACCCAACAGAUGUAAACACCAAUUUGACUAUACUUUGCUCAGACUCGAAUGGAAAGAACAGAUCUUCAGCAAGAAUCUUACAAAUAAUAAAGGGUAAAGACUAUGAAAGUGAGCCUUCACUUUUAGAAUUCAAACCGUUCAGCAGUGGAUCCUUGGUCGGUGGAUUUGUCUAUCGAGGCUGCCAGUCCGAAAGACUCUAUGGAAGUUAUGUAUUUGGAGAUCGCAAUGGAAAUUUUUUAACACUGCAACAGAGUCCUGCAACCAAACAGUGGCAAGAGAAACCCCUCUGUCUUGGCAACACUGGUUCAUGUAGAGGUUUCUUUUCAGGCCCUGUCUUGGGAUUUGGUGAAGACGAAUUAGGUGAGAUUUACAUAUUAUCAAGCAGUAAAAGUAUGACACAGCCUCACAGCGGAAAACUCUACAAGAUCAUCGACCCAAAAAGGCCUUUAGUCCCCGAAGAAUGCAAAAGAACAGCUCAGUCUGCACAGAUACUGACAUCUGAAUGCUCAAGGCAUUGUCGGAACGGGCACUGCACUCCCACAGGAAAAUGCUGCUGUAAUCAAGGCUGGGAAGGAGAGUUCUGCAGAACGGCAAAAUGUGACCCAGCCUGUCGACAUGGAGGUGUCUGUGUAAGGCCUAAUAAAUGCUUAUGUAAAAAAGGCUAUCUCGGCUCCCAGUGUGAACAAGUGGAUAGAAACAUCCGAAGAGUGACAAGGGCAGGUAUUCUUGAUCAGAUCCUAGACAUGACAUCCUAUUUGCUGGAUCUAACCAGCUAUAUUGUAUAGUUUCUGGGACUAUUUGGAAACUACACUUUCAACGGGCAUUUGUUUUGAAUCCUGUCAUUUUUAAAAGACUGUUAUCCUGCAACAAAUACCGGUGAUUUGAUUUACUUUAUUAAUUUAAGUACAAUAUCCACAAAUGUGCAGAUAAAUUCUUUGUAUGUGUGUAAAUAUUUCUGUACGUCUCCACAGACGUACCAAUAUCCAAUACGUGCACACAUACACAUGCACGCGCUAUCACAAAUACGGUUUUACAGUUAGUGGAAUUUUUUUUUUAUAUUUAUUUCUUCAUGAGAAAUAGUUUACAAAGUAAUUCCACUGUAAACCACAUUUUCGUCAAAGGACUUUUGUGAUGUCUUAAUGGAUUCUUUGACAUCCCAGAAACCUCGUGUCUGUACCUAUCUGAUUAUAGCAAUAAGAGAGCAGUUUUCAAACACCGCUGUAUAAACUGCUGGACUUAAUAAAAUCCAGUUGUAACAGUUACUAAGGCGAACUGAACUACAUCAUGAGACAAUAUUUCAGAACUCCUAAAUGCAUUCCUAUCUAGGCAAUUCAUUGUAAGACUGUAACCUUCACCUUCAUCAAUGUAACUCUAUUACAGAAUGUUACGCAUUUCUUUAUCUAGCAUAGAUGCAAAAAUCUGGUUAUCGCAGCUUAAUAUCAAGAUUGUUUCAAGUGUUUAAUAAUUAAAUUAUAUUCGCAUAUUUCAAAACCAGUCAUCCUAGAAGGUCUGCUUUUUAUCAUAUAUUUUAUUUAACGAUGGGCACUGGGUUCAUGUUACAUAUUUAUAUUAUUUUAUUUUAUUUUUAUAAUAUAGACAUCACCUAGAUGAGACAGCUUUACCAUGUCCUGUAAAAUACUAAAGUUACAUUUUUCACCAACUUAAUUGGAAAGACGGGGAAAGAGAGAGCAAACACACUCUUUAAUGUGUUGUGGAUCUAAUCUAGAAAUGUAUCCUUGUGUCAACUUGUAUUCGUUUACGA